Molecule: messenger RNA, 2543 nt
Organism: Notodromas monacha
Lineage: Eukaryota; Metazoa; Arthropoda; Ostracoda; Podocopida; Cyprididae
Source: the annotation of a GenBank genome assembly
AUGAACGAUCUCGCCUGCCCGACGCGGUUCACGGAAGUGAAAUUGGACGAGCCGAGUUCCAGCGAAGCGUCGACAACAGUAACGGAAGUGUCGACCACGGGCAUCGGUGUCGACGGCAGCAGCAACGACACUGCUGUUGACGAGCACCACCCGGAACGUGGCACCUGGAGCAACCCUGUGGAAUUCUUCCUCACGUGCCUGGGUUACACUGUUGGACUGGGCAAUCUCUGGCGAUUCCCUUAUCUGGCGUAUGCCAACGGCGGAGACAUGAACGAUCUCGCCUGCCCGACGCGGUUCACGGAAGUGAAAUUGGACGAGCCGAGUUCCAGCGAAGCGUCGACAACAGUAACGGAAGUGUCGACCACGGGCAUCGGUGUCGACGGCAGCAGCAACGACACUGCUGUUGACGAGCACCACCCGGAACGUGGCACCUGGAGCAACCCUGUGGAAUUCUUCCUCACGUGCCUGGGUUACACUGUUGGACUGGGCAAUCUCUGGCGAUUCCCUUAUCUGGCGUAUGCCAACGGCGGAGGGGCAUUUUUGAUCCCGUAUGUGACGAUGCUGGUGUUCACUGGCCUACCUUUGUACGGACUUGAACUUUGCCUGGGUCAGUACGCGAGUCUGGGCGCCAAUAAACUCUUCGGGAAAAUGCUUCCGCUAUUCCAAGGGUUGGGAUACGCUGUGUUGGUGGUGGCAUUCUACACGAGCAUUUACUACAACGUGAUCAUUGCUUGGACGGUGUUUUAUUUGUUUGCUUCCUUUCAAAGGGAAGUGCCUUGGAAAAAUUGCGAUGGCGAUUUCAAUACUCCAGGAUGCUAUAAUCGCCAAAUGGACGAAAAGUGCCAUUCGAUCAGUAGCAACAUGACUUUUUGGAACGGGACUUGCACGACGGUGGCGGACUUGUGCAAAAAUUCGCUGAACACGUGUUAUCGCGUCGGAGACGAAACGACCACCUGUGCCAAAAGAUUGCAAGCAGCUUGGAACUCCACCCAUUGUCUGAAUGUCACUGCCAAGGACGAGGGAGACACUGAUCCCUAUCUUUUCGUCCCACUCAAAUUUGCGUACGAACGAGUCUCGGCCAGUGAGGAAUAUUUCACGAAUUUCAUGUUGGCCAAGACCGAUAGUUGGGACGAUUUCGGUGGAUUGAAAUGGGACUUGGUUCUCUGCUCCGCCCUGGCUUGGGUGUUGGUCGCAGCAGCUCUCAUCAAAGGAGUCCAGAGCUCUGGAAAAGUUGUUUACUUUACGGCUUUGUUCCCUUACUUUUCAUUCAUCGGUGGAUUGAAAUGGGACUUGGUUCUCUGCUCCGCCCUGGCUUGGGUGUUGGUCGCAGCAGCUCUCAUCAAAGGAGUCCAGAGCUCUGGAAAAGUUGUUUACUUUACGGCUUUGUUCCCUUACGUGGUUCUUCUCAUUUUCGGCAUCAAAGGUGCCACGUUGCCGGGUUCGUUGGAAGGGGUGAAAUAUUUCGUGACACCGAAAUGGGAGCUGCUGAAAAGUCCACGAGUUUGGGUUGAUGCUGCGACGCAAAACUUUUAUUCACUUGGACCUGCAUUUGGGGGAUUGAUCACAUUUUCUUCCUACAACAAAUUCAACCACAACUGCAUGAGGCUUUUGACGUGGGCUCCGUUGUGGGGUGUUCUGUUUUUCUCCAUGCUGAUGGUCUGCGGAUUCGACUCCGAGUUCACCAUGAUUGAAACGCUGGUGACCGCUCUAUUGGACGAGAAGCCGAAGCUAAGGAGGUACAAAGGAUGGGUUGCAUUGGUUGUGAGCAUCAUCGGGUUCCUUCUGGGAUUGUCCAUGUGUACAAGAGGUGGCAUCUACAUGUUCACCCUGUUCGACUAUUAUUCUGCUGGAUGGGCUGUGUUACUGUUGGGAGCUGUGGAAGCGCUCAUCGUAGUAUACGUUUAUGGCUACAAACGUUUCAUGGACAACGUCAAGGAAAUGAUGCCGAGGGUGUUCCCCUUCGAAGGCUACUGGAAAUUCACACUGUCCUUCAGCAGCCCCGUUCUCAUCGUGGGCAUGGUGAUUGCGACUUGGGUUCAGUACGAACAGCCGAGUUACGGAGGAGCUCCUUUCCCGGUCUGGGCUGACGUUCUUGGAUGGCUGAUGGGAAUUUCACCUCUCGUUGUCCUCGUCGGAUUCGGGAUCCGCAAGGUUUUGCAGGCCAAAAAGAAUGGCACGGAUUUGAGAUCCUUGGUGAAGCCGAAACACGACUGGGGUCCGGCACACUUCAGAGAAUCCUUGCAGGGAACUCCAAAACCUGCCCUGACGGAAAAAGUUUCAACGGACAGCACUUGCAGCAGACUUCGGGACUACGUUCGCUCGACACGGAAACUCAGACACACGUUGACAAAUACGACUAUUGUGGAGUGACAUGAUUAAUGCAGCACCAAACACGGAAAGUAUGAGAGUUUUGGUUUUGGAAGACUAUUUAUGAAACUGGGUGGGGUGACCGAGAUUGUCGACUGACGAAGACGUGAUCAUAGGGAUUCAUGAGUCUAUACCUCUUCAUGCGAAAGCAUGCAUUUUACUUUUGUACUGGAAGC